ACGACUCUUCAUAUAAUACCUCCACAGGUAGCUCAUGCACGUCUUUUCUCCAUCAGCCGCAUUGCAUCUCUCAGACCUAACUUGUUAGGCGUGUUUCCCUCUCCUUUUUACUUAUCACCCCCUCCCCUUCUUCUUCUUCUCACCAGGAAACACCGCGGUAGCCUUCGUUAGCCCCGGGGAUCCUGCCCUCCAGAGGCUCCCGGUCCCGAUACCUCCGUCAGCCGCCAACCCACCGGUUCCCAGACGCCAGGCUAUCCAGCAGCGAAGCUAGCCAGCUACGCAAAGCGAACCUAGCUACGUCGCCGGCCGACCUCACGGCUGCUCGCCGUCGCGCGAGCUCGCUCAUCGACUAGGCGGCGCCCGGCGUCUCGCCCAAUCGGCGGGCAGGUCACACGCCAGCAUACCAGGCAGUCUCGACGUGGGACACGCCUGCCUCGCCUCUCUCCCUCCAGCAAUCACGCCUGCCAACACACAACCAUACGCCGGCAGCCUGGCCGCCUGGCAGGAACCACCGUCAGCCAUCUCGAUAGCGCGCCUUCCUCUCGCGUCGGCACCUGUGCGUAUCGUUCCUGCCUGCACGGGUCUGCACGGGUUGGGUCCUUCCCCAUGAGCGGCCUCGCCCGGAUUGCGCGCGACUUCCCCGGCCGGUGGCAAGACCCGAACCAUGAAUUCCAAUUCCGACAUCCGAUCGCUCGAGCGAAUCCUCUCGACCCUCCUCAACAAGCAGCUCCAGCAGAUCUGCGCCGCCCACCUGUUGAAGACGAGCGGGGUCAAGGCCGACCUACAGAACCGGAUCAAGAAUGCGUUGGCUGAAAAGCAGCACUCGGAGCCUUACAGUUAUGGUGCGCUCCGGCACACCAUCCUAAGCAUCCGCGGCGGACAGCCGCCACAGUCGAGCCAGAAUAUCCCCUUUUCCAACAUGGCGCCGGCCCCGGGCACAGCCAGCCAGUCUCAGACCCAGAUCAGUCGAGACAAGGCGAGUAGAUCCUUCACCAUCUCCGCUACCCCUACGCCCUAUCAGAAUGAAAACGGAUACGACUACGACCAACACCCCCUAUUCAAGCAAACUCCCUUCUACAAGGCCCAGUUCCAGAUCGGCCAGGUUCAUCGGUGCGAUGUUAUGAACAGCCACCGGAAUUCGGUUAAGAUUACGUUUAAGUCGGGCGAUUUUCGUCAUUCGUUGUCGAAUUGGCCGCUAGAGCCGUCGAGGCGGCUUAUGCUUUUCUGCGGGACAGCGCUACAAGGCCCUCAGGAUGUCCAGUUUCCCCACCAAUCCGAGCUGAAGGUGAAUGGGGAGGAUGUAAAGGCCAAUUUGCGAGGUCUCAAGAACAAACCGGGGACAACGCUCCCCGUCGACAUUACGAGCUACACGCGCCUCAAACAGGUCAGCUACGAGAACAGCAUUGAUUUCACAUACGCUCUCACCACCAAGACAUUCUACCUGGCACUAUUUGUCGUUGAGAUGACGUCAAUCGAUGACCUCGUAACGAAGAUCAAGGCCAAGAUGAUCCCAAAGGCCUCGGUCGUCAGGGAAAUGGCCAAGAAAGCCAACGACCCGGACGUCGUAGCGACCUCGCAGGUUCUCUCUCUCCUGUGUCCAUUGAGCUAUACGAGGUUGAGGGUUCCCUGUCGGUCGGCAACCUGCAGCCACAUCCAGUGUUUUGACGCGAACUCGUACCUACAGCUCCAGGAACAAGCGCCGACCUGGCUUUGCCCCAUCUGCCAUAAAAAUGCGCCCUUCGAUACCUUAGCCGUUGACGAAUACGUCCUCGAUAUCCUAGAACACACGUCGGAUUCGAAGACCCAGGUCACCAUCGAACCGGACGGCCAAUGGAGGAAGACGGAGCGAGCCGAUUCGAGCCAGUCGCGGUCUGGUAACAGUACCAAGAUAGACGACGACGACGAUCUCUCGAUCGUUUCCCACGGCAUUCACACCAGCACACCGCUAAGCCGAUCAAUACCCAGCGGCGGAGCACCCAGCGGAGGAUACCAAGGCACGCCGAGCGCAUCGAGAUCGGGGAGCAACAAGCGGUCGGCCGAAGUCAUCGACCUCACACUUAGUAGCGAUGAGGAUGACGAGCCCAUCAUCCGUCCCCUGAAGCGCCAGAACCGAGGGCUAUCCGCCAGUCUAGGCAGCAGCGAUUACUAGACGAUCAGGGAGAGUAUCUACGGCGGGAUGAUGCCUCGAAGCGACGACAUCUGGUGGGAGAUGAGCAACCUCGACGGCCAAACCAGCGCCAGGUAGCCAGCCAUUCGCGCGGUAUAUCUCUCGGCCGGUUCCGUUUUGGAUGAUGGGAGAUGCCAUGUAGACCUGGAAACAGUCCGGAGUAAUUCGAUCUCGGUUCUCGGAUCUCUUGUACAUAAAAUUUGGGAGGGUAUCCUUGUACGCAUAUGGACACAACGGAGUAGGGGGAGUGUUAGCCUUGGCGUUCUAAAGGGAGGGGAAUACCCUCUGUUUUGCUAGGAAAAGACGGAUAAGAUGGGGACCGCCUGAUUAGAUUUAGCAGACCCCUUUCGCGGUCUUGCUUCUGCAGUACGAUCAAAAUGGCACGGUUACAUAACGGCGGCUCGCGGCAUCGUUACGGCGGAAGCAACCGAGGGUUUGUUACAGAAGUUGGAACUGUAAGCCUUCGACAAUAAAGCCGCCCCCUUCCCCCCCUUUUCUCCUAUUAUCUUGGGAGGCAUCUAUACGUACAUAUAUGAGUACGUUGCGAGGAAUGGACCCACCCUUUAGUACUUAUCGUAUGUAUGCAUUUAUGGGGGUACUCGAUAGCUUAAUAAAUUGGCUUAGCCCUUCAUGA
Messenger RNA from Durotheca rogersii, 2801 nucleotides. Its product is annotated as PINIT domain-containing protein. Gene Ontology annotation, molecular function: zinc ion binding; SUMO ligase activity. Lineage: Eukaryota; Fungi; Ascomycota; Sordariomycetes; Xylariales; Xylariaceae. The transcript is spliced from 5 exons. The coding region runs from base 665 to 2149 and encodes 494 amino acids. The record is from RefSeq and is a predicted model, not a curated record. Gene Ontology annotation, biological process: protein sumoylation.